Messenger RNA from Colletotrichum higginsianum IMI 349063, 1515 nucleotides. RefSeq names its product HIT zinc finger. The transcript has a single exon. The record is from RefSeq and is a predicted model, not a curated record. Lineage: Eukaryota; Fungi; Ascomycota; Sordariomycetes; Glomerellales; Glomerellaceae. Gene Ontology annotation, biological process: maturation of LSU-rRNA from tricistronic rRNA transcript (SSU-rRNA, 5.8S rRNA, LSU-rRNA); snoRNA localization; box C/D snoRNP assembly. Bases 1 to 1515 code for a protein of 504 amino acids. Gene Ontology annotation, cellular component: nucleus; pre-snoRNP complex.
AUGGCCGACCCCCUCCUCACUAGCCUCUGCGCAAUCUGCCAUGUUGAGCCACCCAGGUAUAAGUGUCCGCGCUGUACGAUCCGCACCUGCUCCCUCGCCUGCACGAAGCGCCACAAGGCCUGGUCCUCUUGCAACGGCAUCCGCGACGCGACGGCCUAUGUCCCCCCGUCGAAGCUCAAGACCGCCGCCGGCGUAGACCACGACUUCAACUUCCUCUCGGGCAUUGAGCGCGCCGUGCAGCGCUCCGAGAAGGAGAUUGUCGAGGAGAGGCAGCUCCUGCGCCCAGAGGACCUGCGGCCCAUCGAGGUCCGCAGCGUGCAGUGGAAGACCGGGCGGGAUGGCCGCAAGAAGAGAGUCCUCGUGACGGAGGUGCUGAAGGGUGACGGCGGCAGCGCGAGGCAGGAGGCGCUCAUGUCGAUGCCGUUCAAGAAGAGGUUGAGCAAGUUUGGCAUCUUGUUGAGGCGCGCACCGACGGGAAUGGCGAGGCAGAAGGAGAACGGCACAAACUUUAGCAAGGCUUCGGGCCGGAUCAACUGGCAGGUUGAGUGGCUGCUGGUUCCCCCCGGCACAGGGGCCGGAAGCGAGACGAUGGAGCAACAGCAAGAGGGAGACGAAGCCAAGAACCGAACGAAGCGAAUACUGGCCAAGGCGCUCGACGAUGUUCCGCUGUACAAAGCCUUUGCCUGGGGGCAGAGGUUCUUCCACGACGAGCAGGCCAGAAAGGAGCAACAACGCCAGAAGCAACACGACGACGACGAUAACAACAACGGUGGCGGCGACGAGGCGCAGGACGGCACCAACGACAACGCAUCCCGCCCCAAGAAGCGGCGCAAACACCAGCACAAGCCGGGUCAGUCUCUUGCCACGGCCCAGGACACGGAGACCGGCGCCUGGCACCCGGGUCGCUUCUGCAUGCAGACCUCGGCACGCGGGGCCUGGAACCCUCACACCGGCGUGGCUCCCUACACGGGAACAACGGAGGAGGAGGAGGCGCAGAAGAGCCGGUACGCGUUCUACCUCGCGGGCACGACGUCCGCGGCGACGUCCGCGGCGGGGAAGACGGUCGUCCACGCCGUCGACGCGACGGUGCCUCUCGGCGAUGCGUUGCGUGACAUGACGGUUCUCGAGUUCCCCACCAUCUACGUCGUCGAGACCGGCGCCACGCUGCCGGAAUCUCUCCUGGACGAGCCGAAACCGGUGCGUCUCACGCAGAAACGCAAGCGCGAAACCCCGGCAUCGGGCAAGAGAGGGGGCUUCGGCAAAGGGGGCAAGAAAGGCCGGCGCAACCUCGAAGAGGGCGAGCUGCCGAGCGAUGGGGAGGAGAGCGACGUGGCCGACGAGGACGUCGAUAGAUUCGCCGCCGCCGUCGAGCAGAUCAUCGCCGAGGAAAGCCUGGGCGAAGAGGACGACGACGAGAGUAUGACGAGCAGCUCUGGGUCUGACUCGGACAGUGACGAAGACGUCAAGGCUAGCCUCGCUGCCAAGCUGGCCCGCCUGAAGAAACAGUCGGCGUAA